AUGGACGUAGACAACAACAAGCACGGACGGGAGGGCCAGGACACUGGCGAUGCGACGGGAGAUGCAUCGCACAAGAAGAUUAAAUUGGGCGAUUUGGAAAAGGAGCUUAGAGAUUGGACACUGUUCGAGCUCUUUGAUGGGCUGACAAAGCUAUCUGCUCAAGAGGAUGAGGACGACCUUCUCGAGAUCGUUCGCGAGAUCAGAAAGCGACUUGCUGGACCCUCCGGCCUGCACAUCCUCCUCUCCGACCAGGUCAAGCCAUUCCUCACGGGCGGUCUCACUGCUGCGCUCCCGGCCGUUCGCGAGCUCACCCUCGCCCAGCUGGCACGCACAGCCUCGGCGGGUCCUCAAGGCUUUGCUCUGCUGACGGAGGUGUGGCCGGCCAUCGUCAAGUCAGUGGCGGAUAGCAAUCUGCGGGUGGCCACCAUCGCAGUGCAGACCAUUCUCACAGUGGCCAAGGAGGCCGUGGGCCAAGAGCUUGUCUUCAGCUCGACUUCCUCUUCCAUGUUCAACGGCAUGAUCAUAGAGAGCGAGGUCCUGCGCCUGCGCGUCCUGGACCUCUUUGUUGAACUGUCCCUUCAGUCAGCGGAGCUGCUCGAGCGAUCGAAAGACUACCUGGGGCUCAUGAGCCGCGAGCUCGACUCCAAGGACCUCCUGCAGCGCAUGAACGUACUCGAGCUCCUGGAGAAGCUGGCCAAGACCGAGCACGGCGUGGCCUACGUCCAGAGCUCGGGCGCCAUGGCGUCCAUCCUCCACCUGCUCACCGACACGGAAGACCCCGGCUUCUCGCUGCUGUGUGGCAGCGCGCUGCGUCUCCUCGCGUCCAUUGCCCGACAGCAGGGAAUAGGAGGGGACCUCCAGUCUUUCGUACCUGUGCUCAAGGUCGUCGAGCAACUGUUGGAGAGCCGAGACGAAUCCUGUGCGGAGGCGGCCAUCAGCUUCGUGGGCGCGCUGGGAAGCACCGUGGCGGGUGCGGAGCUGCUUCUGUCGAGGCGAGCCCUGGUGAAGAGCUGGUUCGAGCACCUGACCGCCACCGCCAUGCUCCUUCGUUUGUCCUGUCUCCACGCCCUUGCCGAGCUCCUCACGUGCCCAGAUCACGAGAAGACGCUGGAGAUCUUCAACGUGGAGGACAAGGGCUGGGACGGGUCGUCCAGCGGCGAGGUGAUGCGCACGUUCAUGAAGUUCCUGGACCAGCCCUUCCCCGACCUGCGCCACGCCACCUUCCACGCCGUGCAGGCCCUCGCCCGCCACCCGUGGGGCGUCAAGGCCCUCUUCGCCUACCCGGGCUUCCUCGAAUUCAUCGUCAACCGCGGCACGGAGACGACCAAGGAGGGCAAGGAGUGGAAGUACGCCAUCGUCGAAUCGAUAGUGAUGGGCGAGAAGCAGUACGACAACCGCGCGCGCGAGACGCUGGGCGAGGCGGCCUUCAACCAGCUUGUGACCUACCUCACCGAGGGCGUGCACUACGUCCAGGGCGAGCUUGCCACCAAGAUCGCCUCCAAGUCGGCGUAG
Acanthamoeba castellanii str. Neff is the source of this 1512-nucleotide messenger RNA. RefSeq names its product HEAT repeat domain containing protein. Gene Ontology annotation, cellular component: cytosol. NCBI's taxonomy places the organism in Eukaryota, Discosea, Longamoebia, Acanthamoebidae. Bases 1 to 1512 code for a protein of 503 amino acids. The transcript has 7 exons. Gene Ontology annotation, biological process: proteasome assembly. The record is from RefSeq and is a predicted model, not a curated record.